Molecule: messenger RNA, 750 nt
Organism: Linnemannia hyalina
Lineage: Eukaryota; Fungi; Mortierellomycota; Mortierellomycetes; Mortierellales; Mortierellaceae
Source: the annotation of a GenBank genome assembly
AUGGCCGCUACCAACGUUUCCCUCCCCAUCCCCACCAAGGCUGAUACCACCGUCCUCGGCCAGGCUGCCAAGUCGACCGACUCUACAUACAAGAUCCUCUACUUUGGACUCCACGGCCGCGGUGAAUUGACCCGUACCCUCCUUGCCUACAGCGGCGCCAAGUGGGAGGAGCUCCCUGUCGACUGGGCUACCCAGAAGGACCAAACUCCCUUCAAGUGCCUCCCCGUUGUCUACGAGACCACCCAAGACGGCACCAUCCUCGAAUUGGCCGAGUCCCAAGCCAUCGAGCGCUACCUCGCCAACAAGUACGGCCUCUACGGCAAGAAUGCCUACGAGACCCACAAGGUCGAGCAGAUCUUCUCUUCUGCCGACGGCGUCACCCAAACCUUCUCCCAAAAGAUCGUCGGUGUCGCCCAGGACAAGCGUGUCGAGGAAGCCAACAAGUUCUACGUCGAGGUCCUCCCCAAGUUUAUCGGUAUCCAUGAAGCCCACUUGGCCAAGAACGGUUCCAACGGACACUAUCUCGGAAACUCGGCUACGCUUGCUGAUAUCAAGGUUGCACACUUGAUCGAUCGUCUGUUGUUCUUGAGACCCAAGGGUGCCGAUGAGGUGCCCAUCUCGGCCGAGAAGACUCCCAACUUGUGGAAGGUUUUGGAGAAGGUUAACAGCCACCCUUCUUUGGCUGCUUGGAAGAAGAGUGAGCGCUACCAGGAGCUCAACGCUGGCACCUUGAGCAUGUUCAAGUUCUAA